Naegleria fowleri is the source of this 1593-nucleotide messenger RNA. RefSeq lists its product as uncharacterized. Bases 1 to 1593 code for a protein of 530 amino acids. The record is from RefSeq and is a predicted model, not a curated record. The transcript has a single exon. Lineage: Eukaryota; Heterolobosea; Eutetramitea; Acrasida; Naegleriidae.
AUGAACCAUCUUCCUGAUGAAAUUAUACUGCACAUUCUUCAUUUCAUUCCCGAUGAGGAGUGUUUCCAUUCUACAUGUUUCACACGAAAGCAUUGGGUUGUUGAUAUUUGGCCAAAACGUAAACAAGUUCUCUCUUUUAAUUAUCUUCCUGAAUUGGAUCGUUAUUUGCAUUCCGUAAAAAAUGUUUCUUCAUCGGCUUCAAAAACAAAAAUUGCAAAUAUUGGAUCUACUGCUGGUUCCAUCAACGCGUCAGCCACUGCAUCACACAUUGAAGAAAAAAAGGUCAAAAUUAUUGUUUUAUUUGAUGCUUUUGAAAAAUUUACAAAUUUAAAAGAAAUAUCACUUGUGAAUUGUGGAUUGAACGAUUCUAUUUUGGAAAAGAUUUGUACAAACUUUAAACGAAAACUUCUUAUAUUGAAUAUAUCAAAGAAUAAGAACUUGUCAUGGAGCAAUACUCAACGAUGUAUCAUGUUGUGUGAAAAUCUAAAGAAAUUGGACUGGUCCUAUAAUUUUCAAUCUCCCCCCAAUAUUCCACAACAACUACCAGGAGGAGGAGGCACUACCAAUAGUACUGAUAGAGACAAUGGUUCUACCGCACUGAACGAAUUGUGGGUUCAAACAGUGCAAUUUCCAAAGAGUAUCGAAUGGGUUAAUGUCUCUGGAUUUUUGAACCAAAUUCCAAACUUUGAACAUCUCUAUAUUUUGAUUGAACGAUUUUCUGAGGGAGCUUCAUUGAAAAGUAAUCCAUUUGAAGGCAUACAAAUUCCACAUAUUCGUGCUUUCGUUGCCAAUCAUUUGACUGACAUUUCGAUUAUCAAGACAGAGAAGUGUCAAAAAUUAAUGACUAUUUCCAUUCCAUCACUCAUGGAAAUGUAUCAUCAUUGCUUAAUUUAUUUGAAAUCAGCUGCAUUUUCCAUCAUUUAUGACGCUUUGCAUUUUAAUCCUAGUGAAGAUUUAAUUUAUGAAUGUAUUCUGAAAGGCCAUGUUCGAGUAUUGGAAUUAUUGGCCUCUGUCGACUAUACCAUUGACAAUAUUCCCAUUGAUGUCAUUGAACAAUCGAUUUUGAAUGGAAAUUGUUCUCUCAUUUCUAAGCUUCGAGUAUUGAAUUUUCACCAUUUCAAUGAUCUCUCAGACGAUUUGCUUAAUCAAUUAAUAUGUAAGGGAGAUACUUCAAGUAUUAUGGAGCUACGUACAUGCAAUUUGAAUCGUCAAAAGUGGGAUCAAAUUAAAUUAUCUUCAAUUGAGGAGGCCGUUCGUAACGGGUCGAAGGAUGUGUUGGAGCAUGUACGCAUGCUGAAUUUGACAGAUUUGUUGAACCAGGUUGCGGUAGAGCAUGUAGAGUAUUCUUUAGAGAAGGGCCACUCUGGAGUUUUGAAGCAACUCGCUCAUGCCAAUUAUCCUAAAUUUAAUGACCUUUCUCCACAUGUUUUGGCGAAUGUGAUCCUAAAAUCCCCUGCAUUAGAAUCCACUCUGAAAAAAGUUGGCUACUCCAAGUUGAAUCAAGUCAAAUCACUCAUGAAGCAAGCCAUUCAAGAAACCUCGGCAUCUACGGCCAGCACCACUCUCACCAAAUCACAGAAAAAGAAGAAAUAA